CAAAGAUAAAAACGCCCGAGGCGCAAACGUUGCGUUUGAAAAUUAAGAGGAAAACUCGGAAGCUUGAAAAUAAAGCAGAAAUGGGAGGGGUGAAGAACAUCUGGAACGCCAUGGAAGUAGCUGAGCAAACUUCAGAUUGCUCCACCUCUCAGAUCCAUUCUUCUUCUCUAUCCGUCGACCCUUCGCUUCCCCUCUCUCACAUCACGCCGCUGAUAAUAGAGUUGUGCAAGGAUCUAUUUAAGAAAUGGUCAAAUUUGGAGAAUUCUCGCUUCUCUGUUGGGACAGUUUCUGGUGGCAUCACAAAUCUAUUGCUGAAGGUGACUGUUAAGGAAGAGAAUGGAAACGAUGUGUCUGUAACAGUCAGAUUGUAUGGGCCUAACACCGAGUAUGUCAUCAAUCGGGAACGGGAAUUGCUGUCAAUCAAAUACCUCUCGGCUGCAGGAUUUGGUGCAAAUUUGCUUGGAGUUUUCGGGAAUGGGAUGGUGCAAUCUUUCAUCAAUGCCCGUACGCUAAUCCCAUCAGACAUGAGAAAUCCGAAGCUGGCUGCUGAAAUUGCCAAGCAACUAUGCAGAUUUCAUCAAGUGGAAAUUCCAGGUUCUAAGGAACCCCAGCUGUGGAAUGACUUGCUCAAAUUCUUUGAGAAAGCCUCUGCUCUUGAAUUUGAUGACAAUGAGAAGCAGAAAUUAUAUAAGACAAUUUCAUUUAGUGAAGUUCACAAUGAAAUUAUUGAGCUGAAGGAAUUGACUGGCCUUUUAAAUUCUCCAGUGGUUUUCGCUCACAAUGACUUGCUUUCUGGAAAUAUAAUGGUUAAUGAUGAAGAAGAUAAACUCUACUUGAUUGAUUUUGAGUAUGGAUCAUACAAUUAUAGAGGCUUUGACAUUGGGAAUCACUUCAAUGAAUAUGCAGGCUAUGAAUGUGACUUCACCUUAUGCCCGAAUAAGGAUGAACAGUACCAUUUCUUGAGGCAUUAUUUACAACCUGACAAUCCACAUGAGGUAUCUGAGAAAGAUCUGGAAGCUCUCUAUGUUGAGGAAAAUACAUACACGUUAGCCUCACACUUGUAUUGGGCUUUAUGGGGACUAAUCCAGGCAAAGUUUUCUCCGAUCAACUUUGAUUAUCUUGGUUAUUUCUUCCUGCGAUACAAUGAAUUCAAAAGGCAGAAGGAAAAAUGCUUCUCGUUGGCAAGAUCAUUCCUCUCACGAUCUCAGACAUUAAACAUGCACGCGCAAACAUAGGUGCCUGGAUGUGAUGGAUUUGUAGGGAGAUGGAUUUUUAUUUUUAUUUUUCGUUCUUUUACCGAUGUAAUAUUCUUUUGUAGCCGUUUAUCAGAUGGAAAUGGAAACAAACAUGAACAAAAUAAUUGGCAUUUAGGGGCUCCCUGAAGCAUUGUAAUGCAGAAACUUGUGUAUCUGAUUUGUGCAAUUUUUUUG
This is a messenger RNA of Prunus mume (Japanese apricot), 1430 nucleotides long. RefSeq names its product Protein kinase superfamily protein. Lineage: Eukaryota; Viridiplantae; Streptophyta; Magnoliopsida; Rosales; Rosaceae. Gene Ontology annotation, molecular function: ethanolamine kinase activity. Gene Ontology annotation, cellular component: cytoplasm. The record is from RefSeq and is a predicted model, not a curated record. Gene Ontology annotation, biological process: phosphatidylethanolamine biosynthetic process.